Messenger RNA from Sander lucioperca (pikeperch), 2488 nucleotides. It is a transcript of the gene shq1, whose product is annotated as SHQ1, H/ACA ribonucleoprotein assembly factor. Gene Ontology annotation, cellular component: cytoplasm; nucleoplasm. The record is from RefSeq and is a predicted model, not a curated record. Gene Ontology annotation, biological process: box H/ACA snoRNP assembly. Lineage: Eukaryota; Metazoa; Chordata; Actinopteri; Perciformes; Percidae. Bases 121 to 1905 code for a protein of 594 amino acids. The transcript is spliced from 12 exons.
UUUUCUGCGGAUGAUGAUGGAGAGCGGAGAGAGGAGCUUCUCAACGUCCAUAGAGGAUUACACCGCGGAGGCGUGGCUUCUCCAGCAUUACCGUCUGUGUGUAUUACACCAGCAUUCAUAAUGAUAACUCCGGCUUUUGACCUGAGCCAAGAUGCAGAGUACCUGAUCCUCAGCAUCCGUGUGCCCUACACCAGAACAUCAGAAUUUGACCUUUACAUUGAUGGGUCAGAUUUCAAGUUCUAUGCCAAGCCCUACUUUCUCAGAUUAUCUCUUCCUGGAAGAAUAGUGGAGGAUGGGAGAGAAAAGGCCAAAUUUGACAUUGAUAAAGGUCUCGUCACUCUUUGGGUCCCCAAGGAAACAGCCGGAGAGCACUUUGAAGGACUUCAGAUGCUGACGAGUCUCCUCGCCCCAAAAGGCUCCCGUUCAGCAAAACCACUGAUAGAGGACUUAAGCACAGGAUGCAGUGAAGCUGCCGGGGAUGAUGAAGAUGACGAUGAGGAAGAAUUUGACUGGCAGGUCGAGCAAGAGGUGUACAAGGAGAGCUCUGAGGAGGAGCUGAGAGCCCUGCCGAAAUAUGGCUUUGGUAAUCGGCGGUCUGGAGUGUUUGCAAGAUUACAGGAGGAACUGAGUGAUGUGACUGAUAUCAAGAACCCAGAAGGAAGGCCAGCGGCAGAGAGGAGGCAGGCACGGCUGGACGCAGAGGCAGCUGCUUUUUCACCUGACCAUUACCUGGCUGAUUUGUUCGAGGAUGAGGAGAUAAAGGGGCUGCUGAAGUUCAGGCCGUGGUGGGCCAAACUGAGUCCUUCUACAGAGCAGGAGGGAGAAGCUGCUGUAUCCUUCAACGACGGUGAGAAGGAGCAGCUGAGAAAAUUCACCAACCGUUCCUACCUGCUGGACAAGACGUCCCGUUACCAAGUGUGGCUCAGCCUUGUGGACAUCCUGCUGGCUUAUUCCUACGAAGUGCGCUCUACAGAGGGAGAGCACAACGUAGAGUCAGCAUGGACUAUCAGAAAACUCAGCGGGACUCUCUGCUGGCUAGAGACGUACAGCUCCCUGCAAGACGUCCUGGUGUCAUUUGGACGGAGGGUUUUGUGCUACCCACUCUACAGACACUUUUCCAUGGUCUCUGCCGUUGUUCGUGACACAAUAAAGAUUUUGCAGUCAGGGAAAGCCUGUGUCCUCAAAUGCCUGCUGGAUAUUCACAAAGUGUUCCGAGAGAACGACCCGGCCUACAUACUGAAUGAUCUGUACAUCACAGACUACUGCAUCUGGAUCCAGAGGGUCAAGUCCAAUAAGAUGUCAGCCUUGGCUUUGACGUUACAAAAAGCCUCCCUGCGGAAAAAAGACUUGGAGCUGGCACUUGAGGAACUAGAGCAGGCAGCGACAAUGGUGGCAGAGGAAGAAGGCGAGCGGGGUGCCUCGGACUGCCCUCCGAUAUCCCACAGUGACUGCAGCAGCGCUUCCAGUGACAGCAGUAGCAACUCGUCUGAUGAGAGCGAGGAAUCUGAGGCUGAAGGGCAAGGCUGCACCAAAUCCAACCAGGGAGGAGGAGGAGAGAUGUCUAAGGACAACCCUCUACAGCCCCAACCCAGCUCGGCUGCCUCCCCCAUCCCCCAGGAGCCUACGGGCACGCUCUUUUCAGCGGAGAGGAAGGUGGACGCCCUUCCCUCAGCCUCAGAAGGCUCCAGACAGCUGAUCCAGGAGCUGGGGGAACGGGUGGCGGAGGAGCUGAAAAUCUCUCAAGAAUGCAUCUACAAAGCAGAGAGAAAGUGUUCACAGGCGAACAGCGCUGCAGCGAAAACGGAAGCAACAUCUGGGAGGAGCAGCAGUGGGACUUUGCUAGAGCUGAGUCCUCGCAGAAACCCUCUGCUCAUCGUCCAAACACAGAAAGAUCUUGAUGAGUGACUUCAUCUGCUGAUAGACAAUGGUGUGGAACCUGAAAGACACUUGAUACAUUUUGAACUGUUGACUCUGUGUAAGUGAUGUAAGAUGUGUUUGACUUUGAUUUGGUUUUUAAUGACUUCAUUUCUAUAUGAUCUUUAGUGCUUCAACGCUCCUCUAAAGGACCUUAUUGUCUAUAAAGAAUUAUAUUCCCUUACUUUAUGAAUUUGCUAAGCCUCAUUUAAAUCAUUACUUCAAAUUGAUGUGGUUGUUUAAUGAUCAUACUGUUUGAUUUUAUAUGAAUUAUUUCUGCUCCUUUUUUUUAAUUAUGGAAAGUAAUUAUAUUAUUAUUAUUAUAAUAAAACAGAGUUUGUGAAUUAGAUUCAGUACGCUGACCUCUGCUACUAGUGUAGAACUUCUCUACUACCCAUGUAUGUUUCCAUACUCGUAUGAACAAAUUCACUCUAUAUAUAUCCAUGUUUGGCUUCAAUAAACAAGCCGACAAACAUUUGUCACUGUUAAUUGUUGUGUACUUCUCAGCCAAAGUGCCUGGCUGAGCUACUUUUUAGGGAGCUUUUGUUUUCCUAAUAAAUGAAAGGAAAACCUC